AAUUUAAUAAGUCUUGAGAAAAAUUGCCGAAACACCAUGGUAUAAGAAUUGAGACAAUCAUGGGGUAAAGGAAUAACUGCACAAAACUUAAUGGAAAGAUGUAUUAUUGAUAGGGACAAAGCUUUUACAUAUAGUUGUACACUAGGGUAUUUUGUAAGGCUGGAGAAUGACUUUUAUGAAGUCUGUUGGGAGAGAGAAAUAACUCACACAAAAGUGCCUGAAAACGAACACAUGAUUCUCUGCGGCAUUUCGUCAAACAGUUGAUAUACAAGACAAAAAGAACGACCUCCUUUUUCUGAUACUUCUCUUUCGCUGCCACGGAAACGUUUUCUUCAAUGAGAAAUUGCAAUCUUGUCUCUGAAUUUCCUUGUCUCUUGCAUCAUUGCCGGUCUGCUUCAUCAGGAAAAGGUCAAAGAAUUUGCUGCUGAGCAAGUUCAAGAAUCGGAAGAGGGAAUAGCUAUGGACUUCAUUGUAGUGUUGCCUUUGUGAAAAUCAGUGGAAAAAAGCAAGAGUUUUGUUAUGGUUAAGGAUUGGGAACAAAGCCAACAAGUAGGAGAUCCACAUGUAGAAUUUACAAGCACAAAAGGGAGCUAGGAAAAGAAUGUCAUUAACGAGAGAGUGUAGGACCCAAACUAUGGAAGUACGAAAUAACUUGCGGAGAAAUGGAAAACAUGAGAAGUCACGGAAGCUCGUCUUGAACACGGGCAAAAAUGAUAAGAGAGUAUCAUGGCACUAUCAUCCCAUAUUCAGAGUUCAAGGACGAACAUACGUGAAACAACACCGCUGACAAUAUGGUUCAUGUGUUGUUUUUAUCCUAAACAUGAUUGUCACGCCCCCAGCUUGGUAGUGGGCGAACAUUGAGGAUCCAUACGAGCACCUGCUAAAAAUAUAUACUGAACUCAUGCCAAAGUUGUACGCUGAUAAGCAACGGAAGAAAUACCAAAAUUCGUUGGGAGCAGAAUCAAAUUCUGAGCAUUUUAAAUAAGAUGCAUAUGUAGCGGCUUUGGAAUAUGAGUAGAGAUCCUAAGACGCGUUCGUGGAGGCAAACCAAGCGAAGAGCAAAAGGAAGGUUGGGUGCUUGUUCGGCGUGGCCAUCCGGCCUCGAAUAGGAGGGGGCAACGCUCUGGAUCCUCCCUGCUUGCAGAAACGUCUGGUCAUCUCUUGUUUGUUUGAUUUCACAAUGUCCCAAGGCAAUGAUAAUUUCACAAGUCACUUUGAGGAGCUUUCACAAGUUCUUGACUAUUUUGACUCCCAAACCUACCCAAAAAUUUUGCAGGAAUCGUCCAUACUCAGCAGCCGCAGGCAAUUGAAUGAACAUUAUCAAUCACAUUAUCACAAUAAUCAAUUGCCAACAGAUCAGUUUGUGAUGAAUCGACCUGAUGUGGAUCCAACCUCGAGGCAUGUGUUUGUUGAUGCAAUUACCAACGGCUUAAAUUACAUGAAAUAUAAUGCCAACUUUAAUUGGACUUUAGUUCCUGCAGCAGCAAGUUCCGCCACUAAUAAUUCAAGGAUUGACUAUGCACAUAGUAGAGUGCCAAGGAUGCAUCAAUCAUCUUCUCAUUCAGGAAGAGAAGUUGUUGAGCAAGAACAUAGACAGAGCAGGAGAGAUUAUCCUCAGGUGAUCAGGCCUACUCCAUAUAAGGCAUACGAUCCAAGAUAUGCUGCCAUUUGUCUGCCGGUGGAUCCUAAUUUACCUGCAUUCAAGCGGAAUCCACACUAUUCAACGCUAAAAGCGACAAGUGAUGAAAGUGCAACCACUAAAACUAUAAGGACUGACUAUGCACGUAACAGAGUGCCAAGGCUGCAUCAAUCAUGUUCUCAUUCUGGAAGAGAAGUUUUUGAGCAAGAACAUAGACAGAGCAGAAGAGAGUAUCCUCGGGUGAUCAGGCCUAUUCCAUAUAAGGCAUACGAUCCAAGAUAUGCUGCCAUUGGUCCUAAUUUACCUGCAUUCAAGCGGAAUCCACACUAUUCAAUGCUAAAGGCGACAAGUGAUGAAAGUGCAACCACUAAAAAUAUAAGGACUGACCAUGCACGUAAUAGAGUGCCAAGGCUGCAUCAUUCAUCUUCUCAUUCUGGAAGAGAAGUUUUUGAGCAAGAACAUACACAGAGCAGGAUAGAUUAUCCUCGGGUGAUCAGGCCUGCUCCAUAUAAGCUAUACGAUCCAAGGUAUGCUGCCAUUGGUCUACCGGUGGAUCCUUUCUUGCGUGCAUUCAAGCUGAAUCCCAACUUUGGCCUUGCCAAGCGCGACGAGUGAUGAAAAGAGUCAGAUCACCAGGGAAUUCAAUGGCUAGUAGCAGAGGUGGAAAAAGCCAGUUUACUAUGGAACAUUCUCAUUCGUCUUUUAUAAUUUUUUCUCGUCUUUUGUUUGGAUCUUUCUUCUUUCUUUUACCCAUUUCAAUUCCAUAAACAGAAAAGCGUCUGAACAUUUUCAUGGAAGUUUAGGUUUUGCGGUUUUGUUGUCAAAUUCAAGCUAUCAGUAAGCUUCUUUUCUUUAUUCAAUUCUUCAAGUUUAGUGCAAAACCAUGUUUCUUAUUCAGCAUUGUUGUUAUGCUUUACUAAAUACUUUAUAGUUUUGGAAUACUCCUAGUUAGGUUUAGACAUUUGGAGUAAUAUUGAAGUCAUCUUCCGCACUUAUUUUUCUCAAUUAUUUAUGAAAUGUCUCGUUGUUCUAGCUCUUCGUAUGGAUAUGUUAUUGUAGCAAUUGGUAGGUUUAGUUGUGUUAUUCUAAUACAAUGUAAAUACAUUUUGUGAUUUGAUGAAGUAUAAUUCCAUUUGGUGGUUUGAUGGAAUGUAAAAACAUUUUGUGUGGAAGUAAUUAAU
Solanum dulcamara is the source of this 2820-nucleotide messenger RNA. RefSeq lists its product as uncharacterized. The coding region runs from base 1181 to 2254 and encodes 357 amino acids. Lineage: Eukaryota; Viridiplantae; Streptophyta; Magnoliopsida; Solanales; Solanaceae. The transcript has 21 exons. The record is from RefSeq and is a predicted model, not a curated record.